UCUCUUUUCUGGCAAAAAAGAACAUUUUUUCACCAUUCAGCUAACCACUGUUACCUUCUAUCUAGAUAUGAAGCUCAUUUGAAGCGAAACUUAUUGAUUUUCUAAAUGACCUUCCCUAUUCCACAGAUUUUGUGGAUAUAAAGCUGCAGGUUCAUCACUUCCAUCGUCACUUUAUUGGCUUAUGAAAUAGUGAGGGGUGGAUCUGACAGAGACUCUUGCUCUGUUAAACCUUAUACCACAAAAGAAGAAUGUCUUUCUGGCCAUCAGAUAGAAUGUCAAUCAAAUAUUUUAAGAUUCAAUGGUCAAUUUAAAAAUAAAAUAGCAAUUAGCAAUAGUCUAAAUAAUCUAUCUACUAGCAAUGUGAGACAAAAAUUAAAUUGUUCAAUUUCUAAGACUUCUAGCUCCCUCAAGUGGACAAAAUGAUAUAUUGCAGCUUCAAACGGAACCCUGCAUGACUAAAAAACACAGUAGAGUCUUGUGCUGAUUAUGUUAAUAACUUUCACAAAUUAUUUUGAAACGGACGAAUAAAACUCGCGUAUAAAUGUAUAAAUCACGUUUCAAACAUACUAUUUUCAAAUUUGUUGACGUGGGAAGCAAAGUAAAGAACAUUGACAACAGCUGAUCGAAUCAUCUUUGGAAUCUGCGCUGGAGGGAAGCAUCUUGAGGUUGUUUGUAUCUUUGGUUCAAUCAUUAAAUAGCCGUGAGUGUGACGUCACCGUCAGCCAGCGUCCAAACACUCGGAUUAAAUAUGGCCCCUUCACCUGCGCUGAAGUGCUGUAAACGGACUCUGAAUUGGAUACCUGUCUUUUUUAUUAACCUGGUCGUUGGCUGGUCUUAUUACGCUUAUGUUGUGGAGCUCUGUGUGUAUACAAUCUCGGACAAUGCGGAACGAAUCAGCUAUUUGAUCAUCUUUCACAUUUUCCUCUCCAUCUUUAUGUGGUCAUACUGGAAAACCAUCUGGUCCAAACCAGCCGGUCCCUCAGCCGCAUUCGCUCUGCCCCGAGCAGAGAAGGAACUGUACGAGAAGGAGCAGCGAGCUGAGAUGCAGCAAGAGAUUCUGAAGAGGGUGGGGAAGAAUUUACCCGUGUACACGCGCACAGCUGGAGGAGCCAUAAGAUACUGCGACUACUGUCAAGUAAUCAAGCCUGACCGCUGCCAUCACUGCUCCACCUGUGAAAUGUGUGUGUUGAAAAUGGAUCAUCACUGCCCCUGGGUGAACAACUGUGUUGGGUUCUCCAACUACAAGUUUUUUAUUCUGUUUUUAGCCUACGCUGUGCUCUACUGUGUUGUGAUUUGUGCCACAGUCGUCCAGUAUUUCAUCAAAUUCUGGACCAAAGAACUUCCUGACAUGCAUGCUAAAUUCCACAUCCUGUUCCUGUUUUUUGUGGCUGCUCUCUUCUUCAUCAGCAUAGUGUCACUUUUCAGCUACCACCUGUGGCUUGUGGGGAAGAACAGGACCACUAUAGAGGCUUUUAGAGCUCCUGUUUUUGCAAAAGGUCCAGACAAAAACGGGUUUUCUCUCGGCUUUAGAAGAAAUCUAGCAGAGGUGUUUGGAGACCGGGUAAAGUACUGGGUCGUUCCUGUUUUCUCCAGUCAGGGUGAUGGCCAUUCCUUUGUCACCAGACUGGUGCACAUAGAUCCUGAGCAAGCAAACAGCAUCCUCCAACAGAACGGCAAAAUCCCUGCUAAUGGAGAGAACAACCAGUGUGUGUCACAGUCAGAGGACAACAACAAAGAGAAAACUGACGGAGGUCAGACAGUCGCUGUGACGGUGGACAGCGAGCCUUAAAAG
Messenger RNA from Austrofundulus limnaeus, 1792 nucleotides. RefSeq names its product probable palmitoyltransferase ZDHHC20. Gene Ontology annotation, molecular function: palmitoyltransferase activity. Bases 749 to 1789 code for a protein of 346 amino acids. The record is from RefSeq and is a predicted model, not a curated record. Lineage: Eukaryota; Metazoa; Chordata; Actinopteri; Cyprinodontiformes; Rivulidae. The transcript has 12 exons.